Suillus fuscotomentosus is the source of this 1065-nucleotide messenger RNA. RefSeq lists its product as uncharacterized. The coding region runs from base 1 to 1065 and encodes 354 amino acids. The record is from RefSeq and is a predicted model, not a curated record. Lineage: Eukaryota; Fungi; Basidiomycota; Agaricomycetes; Boletales; Suillaceae. The transcript has 8 exons.
AUGUCUGACGACCAGCCUGAGAAAUCUUGUGGCCAAUGUUGCAAACAAGUUGACGCCCUUCAAUUAGGUCCAAGGAAAAGACCAAGCGUGACUGACCCAUUGGUACACUAUGGGCGUCAUUUUGGACGAACUGUUCAUGCUCUUUGCAACUUCCAAGCCCUUCUGACAAACGGCAUCUUACGGAUGGGAGAACUGGUCGAUGCGCCAGAAGAAAACUUUACCGCCGAGGAAAGGUGCGAGCAUCGUGUUUUUCAAGAGCUCCUGAAGUCUGUUGCAGGACUGGAAGAACGCUUGAUGCAGGACAGAGGUGACGAAGUUGACAUCAUUGCAGAGCUGCUCACCAAAGGCGCAUCUGGUGCCAGGGGCGAUGAUACAAAAAGCCUCAAAGGUAGUGUACUCGACUGGAUCACCCCAAAGGGACAGAAUCUUGUUCCUCCUCUUGCUCGCAAUGUGAAAAUUGACCGCGGCUUUCAUCAUGAACGGACAGGUGCUUUGCUAUGUCCUGCCGGUAUCGACUGGUCAAACUCAGAAACAAAAGCUAAGCUACGAAGUGGCGAGAUCAUUGUGACUGGAGACCAGUGGCCACUGUUCUUGUAUGCCGAUUAUCGUUACGAUCCUGAAGAUCCGUGGAACGGUUUGUUUCAAAGCGCCUUACUGGCCUACAAACACGUCUUUACGUCCCCCAGUUCUGUAGACAGAGAACCAAAGGCAACUCGUUCAGGUAAUGCCCGGAUUCACGAGAUGACCCAAGUUACUUUGCCCUCGGUUGCAUACAUUGCAACGCAGGUCCGAUUUGCCCUCACGUCAUCACCUGUGUUUUCACGCACUGACACGGUCACUGACUCUGAAAGGUUCUACAACUCCAUUUUGGACGUUUUCAAAGACCCAGACGAGAAACAAGAAGUGGAUAACCUUAUCGUAUGGUGGAACAGGCAGGUCUUCCCUUCAUUCUCGACUGCUCAACGACCCCUUGCCAAGAAUAGUGCGCUAGCGAGGAUUCGAGAGAAGCGAGCACAGAUGAAAGAAUUAGUUUUAGUCCCUAAUAGUGGUAACGGCGGUGUGUAG